AUGCGCGGAAAACGUAGCAAGCAGUAUCGCAAGCUUAUGAACCAGUAUGCGCUGACCUGGGGAUUCCGUGAGCCUUACCAAUGUCUCGUUGACGCUGAGAUGGUGGUCGACUGCCACAACUUCAAGUACGAUCUGCUCGCUGGACUCGAACGGACGCUGCAUGGCAAAGUCAAGCCAAUGAUUACGCAAUGCGAGAUCCGCAAGCUGUACCUUCGCAAGAGCGAGCCCGAGAUGAAUAAGAUUAUCGAUUUCGCGAAGACCCUCGAGCGCAGACGAUGCGGCCACCUUCCGGAAGACUACCCCGAACCGCUCGGUACGAUGGAGUGUCUUAAGGCUGUCGUCGACCCCAAGGACAACCUCGUCAACAAGCAUCGAUACUGUGUCGCCAGCCAGUCGGCGGAUGUCCGCCGCAUGCUCCGCGAGAUUCCCGGCGUCCCUCAGAUCUACAUCAAGCGCUCAGUCAUGAUCCUUGAGCCCAUGGCGACGGAGAGCCAGGAAAUCAGGACCAAAGAGGAGAGGAGCAAGUUCCGCGACGGACUGGUCAGGCCCGAGAAAAAGAGAAAGCGUGAACACGAAGACAACGACGCCGAGAGCGAGAACGAAGGCCAGGAAGAUGAUGUCGCGUCGGCUGAUGGGAAGGCGGAGAAGAAGAAGGCCAAGAAGAGGGGACCCAAGGGACCCAACCCGUUGGCUGUCAAAAAGUCGAAGAAGGCCCAGGAGGAGGGCGAGAAAAAACCAAAGGGCGACAUCAAGUCCGCGGCAGCAGGAGAAGGAGGUGAGGGAGACGGGCCUUCGAAGAAGAAGCGCAAGAGGAGACACAAGGCCGGUGCUGGGGCGGGUGAGUCGGCGCCUCAAGGCGAAGGGUCGGCAGAGCAAGCUGUUGGAAGCCCGUAA
Messenger RNA from Colletotrichum chrysophilum, 894 nucleotides. RefSeq lists its product as uncharacterized. Bases 1 to 894 code for a protein of 297 amino acids. The transcript is spliced from 2 exons. Gene Ontology annotation, cellular component: small-subunit processome; nucleolus. Gene Ontology annotation, molecular function: small ribosomal subunit rRNA binding. Lineage: Eukaryota; Fungi; Ascomycota; Sordariomycetes; Glomerellales; Glomerellaceae. The record is from RefSeq and is a predicted model, not a curated record.